GUUUGUUUCUUGAUUACAUUCGGUUAUUAUGGAAUUCUCUCUGAUAUUUCUAUCCAGCUAUUAUUAUUCUUUGGAUCCGUUCAACUUGUCAGUGGACUCAUUGGGUAUGAUUUCAUUGCAUACCUCUCUGUGCAGUUAAAGAUGUAUACUGCCCUACAAAAGAUCCACAAGGACAAGGAUGCUGAGCCCUCCGAGUUUGAGGAGAAUGUUGCUCAGGCAUUGUUUGAUCUGGAAAACACCAACCAGGAGAUCAAAAGUGAUUUGAAGGACCUAUACAUCAACUCUGCCUCGCAAAUUGAUGUUUCUGGAGGCAAGAAAGCUGUUGUGAUUCAUGUGCCUUACCGUCUGAGGAAAUCUUUCCGCAAGAUUCAGCCCAGGCUCGUGAGAGAGCUCGAGAAGAAGUUCAGUGGGAAGGAAGUGGUACUUAUUGCUACCAGAAGGAUAGUUCGCCCGCCAAAGAAGGGGUCAGCCGUUCAAAGGCCAAGAACCCGCACGCUUACUGCUGUGCACGAUGCUAUGCUCGAGGAUAUUGUUUAUCCGGCUGAGAUUGUUGGGAAACGUGUCAGAUACAGACUUGAUGGUUCAAAGAUCAUGAAGAGAUUGGAUAAAAAGCUAGAAAGUUCUAAAUCAAUACCCCAUUUGCUAGAACUCGUCUUCUUGGACCCCAAGGCAAGAAAUGACACCGAUAACAAGCUGGAGACAUUUGCUGGGGUAUACAGGAAGCUUUCGGGGAAAGAUGUCGUGUUUGAAUUUCCAGUAAAUGAUGCAUGAGAACGGAGCUGUUUCUUCUCUCGCUUUAUUUUUCAGUUUAUUUAAUUGAAAGGCAAUUUGGGGUAUUAUGAGAUGAGUAAGCUAAGCUAUGUGAAGUUUUGAUGGAGGGCCUCCUGCUGAAGAAUUUCGGUUUUGCAGAAAGUGUUGAACAUUAGUCUAUUUGUUAUAAUCUUACUUUUUUUGCAUUGCAUUGAUUACAUUAGUUUUGCUGGCUUGAUGCUUGAUGUACUUGCUCCUAUAUGUUGUGUUUACGCGCCAUAUGCUUUUAGAACCAUAAUAAUUUUUGAGUUUCCACUACACAAUAUUUAUUGGUGUGAUCAUGACAUUACAUUGCAAUCAAUUGAC
Molecule: messenger RNA, 1116 nt
Organism: Striga asiatica
Lineage: Eukaryota; Viridiplantae; Streptophyta; Magnoliopsida; Lamiales; Orobanchaceae
Source: the annotation of a GenBank genome assembly